Molecule: messenger RNA, 3753 nt
Organism: Schizophyllum commune H4-8
Lineage: Eukaryota; Fungi; Basidiomycota; Agaricomycetes; Agaricales; Schizophyllaceae
Exons: 8
Coding region: 132-3296 (1054 amino acids)
Molecular function (GO): translation elongation factor activity; ATP binding; ATP hydrolysis activity
Source: RefSeq, a predicted model, not a curated record
CCCCCGCCGUUCUUCUCUAGAGGCGUUUUCGCCACCGUAGAAUAGAAGCGUUCUCUGUUCUUGUUCGCCGCUGGUAGCGAUUUUCCUUAGAUCCACUUUUCCCCACGAUUCCAUACCCCACGACAUCAGAGAUGCCCGCUGUCGCCACGCCCACCGCCCCCGCUACUCCCUCGCCCGCCUCUCUCAAGGCCGGCGCCCAGCCCGCCGAGACGUCCGCGCUCUUCAGCGCCGACAAGGCCCAGCGGGAGUCUGCCGUCGCAUCCCUCGCCGCUAGCGCCCAAAAGGAGGGCCCCGCCGCCCUCCAGCACGCCGGCUUCGCCGAUGCGGUCAUCAAGGCCCUCGCCGACAAGAAGUCCCCCGCGACCCGCGAGGCUGCCGCGAACGCCGUCCUCCAGCUCAUCAAGGGCGGCGCCGUCAAGGCCCUCGAGCCGAUCUUCGUCGAUUCCGGCCUUUACAAUGCACUCCUCGAGGCGUUCGCCGACAAGACCCCCGCUGUCAGGACGGCGGCCGUCGAGGCUGUCCGCGAGUUCGUCGCUGCGAUGAACCCGUGGGCGACUGCGCUCGUUCUCCCUGCUCUUCUUCACGAGAUCAAGACCGCCGGCAAGUGGCAGGUCAAGACCGGCUCGCUCGUCGCGCUCAACCAGCUCGUCGCCAGCGCACCGGCCCAGACCGCCAAGCACACGCCCGAGAUCGUCCCGGUCCUCUCUGAGGCGAUCUGGGACACCAAGGCCGACGUGAAGAAGGCCGCCCGCGACUCGCUCCAGAAGGUUACCGCCCUGGUGUCGAACAAAGACAUUGAACGCUUCAUUCCGGCCCUUAUCAAAGCUCUCGAGAACCCGGUUGAGGAGGUCCCCAAGACCAUCAUGCUCCUCUCCGCCACCACCUUCGUUUCCGAAGUCGACUCCCCCACCCUCUCCCUCAUGGUCCCGCUGCUCUCUCGCGGUCUCAGCGAGAAGCUGACCGCGACGAAGCGCAAGGUCGCUGUCAUCAUCGACAACAUGGCCAAGCUCGUCGACUCCGAGGUCACCGUCCGCCCCUUCAUCCCCAAGCUCCUCCCCGGUCUCCUGAAGGUCGAGACGACCAUCGGUGACCCCGAGGCUCGCAGCGUUGUCAAGCGCGCCAUCGACACCCUCCGCCAGGUCGGCAAGAUCCCUGCUGACAACGACGGCUCCGACCUUCCGCCCUUGAAGGUCGCCGAUGGCAAGCAGGUCAUCCACACCGUUGCUGCGCUCGCGAAGAAGAUGGGCGGUGAAGUCCCGGUUGCCAACCUCGACACCAUGUACGCCGCGCACCUCGCCGCUAACCUCAUCAACGCGAAGAACUUCGAGACCAACGACUGGGAGACUCUCGCGCCCUACAUCGCCUUCGCGACCACCAACCCCGACCCGGCCACCCUCUGCCGCGAGUGGUGUGUCAAGUCGGCGUCGCAGGACGAUGAGGACGAGGUUCACGAGGACGACGAGGAGGGCGAGGACCUGUGCAACUGCCAGUUCUCGCUCGCUUACGGUGCCAAGAUCCUGCUCAACACCGCUACCCUCCGCCUGAAGCGUGGCCACCGCUACGGUCUCUGCGGUAAGAACGGUACCGGCAAGUCGACCCUCAUGCGCGCCAUCACCAACGGCCAGGUCGAGGGUUUCCCGUCGCCCGACGAGGUCCGCACCUUCUACGUCGAGCACGACAUCGACGGCAGCGAGGAGGACACCUCGGUCCUGCAGUUCAUCCUCAGCGACAAGCGUGUCGAGGCCGGCGAGUCGGAGAUCAUCGAGACUCUCGCCUCCGUCGGCUUCGACGACGAGCGCCAGAAGCAGGCUAUCGGCUCCCUGUCCGGUGGUUGGAAGAUGAAGCUCGCGCUCGCGCGUGCCAUGCUCUUCAAGGCCGACAUCCUGCUCCUCGAUGAGCCGACCAACCACUUGGACGUCGUCAACGUCGCUUGGCUCGAGAACUACCUCACCAGCCUCACGCACUGCACCUCCAUCAUCGUCUCGCACGACUCCGGCUUCUUGAACAACACCAUCACCGACGUCCUCCACCUCAACCGCUUCAAGAUCAGGCGGUACGCGGGUAACCUCGAGGCGUUCGUCCAGAAGGUGCCUGAGGCCAAGUCGUACUACACCCUCGAGGCGGCCGAGGACUACAAGUUCAAGCUCCCCGACCCGCCCUUCCUCGAUGGUGUCAAGACGAAGGAGAAGGCUCUGCUCAAGAUGCGCAAGGUCGGCUUCCAGUACCCGUCGCAGCCGGUCCAGCAGCUCUACGACAUCUCCCUCCAAGUCUCCCUCUCCUCCCGUGUCGCUAUCCUCGGCCCCAACGGUUCCGGCAAGUCCACUCUCGUCAAGUUGCUCACUGGCGAGAUGGAGCCGAACAAGGGCGGUGAGAUCUGGAAGCACCCGAACUUGGUCAUCGGCUACGUCGCCCAGCACGCUUUCCACCACAUCGACAACCACCUCGACAAGACGCCGCUCGAGUACAUGCUCUGGCGCUACCAGACUGGCGAGGAUAUGGAGGAGAUGAGCAAGGCGACGCGCCAGAUCACCGAGGAGGAGGAGAAGAAGAUGAAGGAGGGCGCCACCGUCGUCGUCGAGGGGCAGAAGCGCAUCAUCGACGAGAUCGUCGCGCGCAAGAAGCUCAAGCAGUCCUACGAGUACGAGGUGUCGUUCAAGAACCUCUCGUCGUCCGAGAACAUCUGGUUGCCGCGUGACGAGCUCAUCAAGCGCGGUUUCGAGAAGAAAGUUCUGGAGGUCGACACCCGUGAGGCUCAGCGCCUCGGUCUCUUGCGCCCGCUCGUUCGUCGCGAGAUUGAGAAGCACUUCGCCGACUUCGGUCUCGAGCCGGAGUUCGUCUCGCACAACACCAUGCGCGGUCUCUCCGGUGGCCAGAAGGUCAAGAUCGUCCUCGGUGCCGCGACAUGGCGUCGCCCCCACAUCAUCUGCUUGGACGAGCCGACCAACUACCUCGACCGUGAGUCGCUCGCGGCCCUGAUUGAGGCGCUUAAGACCUUCGAGGGUGGUGUGCUCAUCAUCACGCACAACCGCGACUUCUCCGAGUCCAUCUGCAAGGAGGUCUGGGCGAUGCGCGACGGCCGUCUCGAGGCGUCCGGCCACAACUGGGUCGAGGGCCAGGGCUCCGGUGCACGGAUCGACAAGAAGGAGGGCGAGGAGGAGGACAAGUACGAUGCGAUGGGCAACAAGAUCGAGACGAAGAAGACGAAGAAGAUCACGUCGUCCGAGGCCCGCAAGCUGAAGAAGGAGCGCAUGGCGCGCAAGAAGCGCGGUGAGGAGGUCACCGACGAUGAGCUGUGAGCGCCGCGGCCCACGCCGUUAUGUCGCCCGCCUUCCCGAGCACGUAUCACGAGCAGGGGGGUGGGUGCACGCCACGAUUACGCUCUCGCUCUGUCCCUUGUCUGACGUUCUCGCUGUACUCUAUGUGUAUCGCUGUGUGCUUUUAGGAACCUUCUUAUGUUAUUGACCGACCUACGUACUGUAUGUAUCUUCGCCUCAUGCCGUUGUAUCGACUUCACGUAAUAUUAUUUCCAUGAUUCUCUUCCUCCUCGCAUUCGCUGGCUUUGAGAUGCUAUUAUAUCAGUCAAGGUGCAGAGGUAUAGUAGACAAGUGAAACUGCGUGCUCAUAGUAUGAGACCCGAAGCAGAGGCGAUGGUGGAUAUGGUUGAACUGCAGGUUAUUAUGACACAACGACAGAAGAGGAGCACCAAAGGAGCCUAUCUCUAUAUACAGUACAAAACUCAUUCCGCGACCAUCC